This is a messenger RNA of Pocillopora damicornis (cauliflower coral), 2281 nucleotides long. RefSeq lists its product as uncharacterized. The record is from RefSeq and is a predicted model, not a curated record. Gene Ontology annotation, molecular function: coreceptor activity; death receptor activity; nerve growth factor binding. Gene Ontology annotation, biological process: Rho protein signal transduction. NCBI's taxonomy places the organism in Eukaryota, Metazoa, Cnidaria, Anthozoa, Scleractinia, Pocilloporidae. Gene Ontology annotation, cellular component: cell surface; plasma membrane.
AAAAAGGGAAUUAAUUUAAAAAUGCUGAAGUAAGCCAUACGUGAAUGAUGCUAUGAUGAAGGUUGGGUAAAAUUUCCAAGGAAAAAAGUGUUACAUUUUGCUUCCUUAAAAAAUACAGUAGACUAUGGGUCUUGUAGGAAUCCUUUGAAAAUAUUUGAGUUAUGUACAUAGUUCAAAGUUACCAAACGGGGAAUCCCCGACGAGGAGCUGUGCUGUAGUGAACAAGUGACGUCACAGUUUUCUUUGUUGACGGUUUUCCUUCGUGAAUUACUAGCUCUUAGCAGUUCAGCCAAUUUUCGAACCUACAAUCAACUCUAUACAUAUACAAAGGUAAUUUUUCUCUAAUUCGAUCGAUGGGUUGAACAAAUAUUAAUUUAUGUUUUUCUCUAUCGAGGUACUAUAAGAGCGAAUUUGAUACUAGAAGUACAUUUUACAUUUUUCUACUUCAUUUUACAGUUUUCUAUUUUAGGGAAACGAGCGAUGAACUUUCCUCCUGUAUAUUUGUCCAUAUCCUUCUUUAAGAGGGACACGAUGUUAAUCUCAAAAUUUUUUGCGAUUUUGGUAUUUCUUGCACUUUCAACAUUCAGUGCUGGUAGAGGUAUUAAAGGCCAGUGCCCAGAUUGCAUUGAGGAAGGAUAUAUCAAGAUCAUAGAUCCUAAAACUGGCAAGUGUGAAGGAUGCUGGCCUUGUCCCGAAUGUCAGGAGGGUGCAGGUUCCUCUGUUCAGUGUGGAUCAACUGUACCAAAGGGAACAGACAUUCACUGUGUUUCUUGCACCAUGGGCAUAAACUUCUCUAACAGCCUAAGUACUGAAAAGUGCAAACCUUGUGGAGUCUGUUCAGGGAAGCACAAGCAUGUCUCAGCUGAAUGUACCCCAUCUAGUGAUGUGCAAUGUGAAUGUGACAAUAGAUUUUAUCAAAACAAAACAACCCAUGAAUGUCAGUCAUGUGAUUCCUGUUGCUUCACAGAUGCUGAUGAUGACAUCAUUGAAAAAUGUCAGAAAGAUGCAGAAAUCAAAGAGGAUGAACAAUCCAUGUUCAGCCCCUCUACAGUCAUUGCAACAUCCUCAUCUUUAUUCAAAUCAGUCAAGAUCCAUACAGCUAUAACUCCUUUUCUUCAAAGCCUCACUAGUAUUUCAGUUCCUUCAAGGACCCAGCCAAUCCAAUCUUCAUCAACAAGUGUUUCAUCUGCAAAUCAAAAGCAUGAUGUGGUACCUACAGAAAGUGUGAUCAUUAUGCCUGUACACAAAACAGUACAUGAACAUGCUGAAAGCAUGAGGUGGAUCAAAGGAAUAGCAUACAUUCUGGGUGUUUUUAUUUUCAUCAUACUCUGUUGUUUUUUAAUCUACCUGUUUAAAAAGGUAAGGAAAAACAGACAAAGCAGAAGUGUACAAGUAGUCGAAUUUUCUCCUUUAAAUCAGAGUGAAGAAGACAGCCCUGAUACAAGAAGGAAGAUUAAUGGGCAGUGCACCCAUGGUACUGAUGGAUCAAGAAGAAAUUCAAAUACAGUUUACUGUAAUAAAGAUCAUGAGGUUGUAACAGGAGAUCAGUUUGAGAACAUGGCUGAGAAAGACUCAGUUCAGAAAGGAAUUCCAUCAUCCCUUGAUGAUAAACCCUCAAAUUCCACAGAUGAAGUUGCUAAUAUGCAAGGGGAAAACCAUAGAGCAGGCUGUAACUUAAUUCCACCUCUUCAACCUGAGAAGGAUAACCUUGGGUAUUCAACCUACAUAACAGAUGUACCUCUACCUAUCAUCGGUGAAAUGUGCAGGCUACUUGACAUUGAAAGAGUCACAGAUGAGAAUGAUUAUAGAAUGCUGGGAUAUGAACUUGGCCUUAAAUCAUCAGAGAUCACCUCAAUCAAACAAAAAAGUAACAACCCAUCGCGUGUGCUACUAAUGGAAAAGUUUGCAAGCAAGCCAAACUCUGGAACACUUAAUCACCUCAUAUCCUUAUUAACAAAACUUGAGCGACAUGAUGUGAUUCAGGUUAUAGAUGAAUGGGUGCAAAAUCAAACAUUGCCCACAAAUUAGAAAUUGGUCUGUAGAUGAUUGAAGUUCACUUAACCCUCUUAAACUCCCAGAAGUGAUUAACAUGAAAUUUCCUCCUGUCAUAUCCAUACAUUAUCCAGCAAACAGGUAAUGAGAAAAUUCAAACUCAUCAGGUAGAAGUUUUAUCUUCAUCUAACACCAAAUUUCUUGUUACUAAUUUACAAAGAAAUGUGUAGCAGCUAGGGAGAAGAAUGAACAAUCAGAACUUGGGAGUUAACCCUUUAACUCCCAAGAU